AUGAUGGAGGAAUCAUUCAGCAGUACUAGUGUAGCAAAUUCCACUUCAGCGUCCAUAUCAACACCAGUGAAAUACAGCACUUAUAAUCGACAUUUCGACAGUAGUGGUGGUGCAGGGUCAGGGCAACAACAAUUAGUAUGGUAUGCAAAUAUACGCAAACCUUUCCUGUUGAACGACUAUCCACAAGUGACAUUGAUUGAGAAAAUGAAAUCUCGAAAAUGUCUGAACCCAUUGGCAGCGGCAUCGACAAGUGGUGGUGCCGGUGCCGGUGGUACAACAAUUCAUGAGAAAAUUAAAGAAUACGAACAAAUUCUACCGAAUCCAACAAACGAUAUGCUUGAAACAGCUUCAACGCUGAUGACUAAUAAACCGACGGCUGGUUUGUUUACAAGCUAUCAUCAUCACUAUCAUCAUCAUGGAAGAAUUAAUCAGGCGGCGAAUAGUAAGGGAUUUUUGAAAACUAUUCCAAAGGUUAAAAAGUCAAAACAAGAAUUAACGCAUAGUGUAAAUUUUGAAAAGUGUAUUAAAUCACUGUUAACCGGGCAUAUAUCAUCAUCGUCGUCAACCUCAGGAGCAGCAGCAGCAGGAUUCCAUUUCGAUGGUAAAUUACAUCAAACUCAAAAAUUCUCAAUUCAUCAUUCCGGGUCAUCAAGAAAAGACACAGAAGCUGAUCAUAUCGGCCUGUCUUAUUCGUCAUUGAGUAUACCGUCGAGUUUUUGGUUAACAACAACAACAGACAGUGACCGGACGGAGACUUUUGGAUCGACUGCUGAAGCGUCUAGUCAUCAUCAUUAUCAUGAGAAAAAGCCAACUGGUGGAGUAUCAUCCGACGGUGGUGGUAGAAUCCAGGGUAGAAAUAUUCUUCUGACGAAUAGAAUUAUCCCACCGCCAUUACCUCCGGGUUUCAGUAGUCGUCGUAGUACAAGCGGUUCAUUGCGUGUUACAUAUCCUAAAGAAUUGGCGGCGAAUCAAUUCCCACAAAUUGAUGAAACUGAAGAGAAAGUGAAAGUCUACAGAUUGAGAGGUUAUUCACAACCUUACGUACCUGAUAUACGCUGCUGUCUACCAGGGAUUGAUGUAUUAAAAGUGAAAAUAAGAGAUUAUGAUUUAAAGUUGGAUGCAAAAGUGGACAAUUUAGCCAGAUAUCGUCAUGCCUAUAAAAUUGGUAUAUUAAAUGAUAAAAAGUUGAAGAACUUUUUUACAAUUAAACGACCUGAUACCCUGCCUGACUCCCUCCAGCGUCUUGUUCGAUUAGGCUCAUUAAGUCAGCUAGGCGCACCACGAGAAAAAGAGAAAAAUGAACUGGAAGCAAUGGAAAGAGAACGAAAGUAUUGUCAAAUUGUCGUGAAGAGAAUUGACACUGCUCUAGAUGAUGUUAAAGAGUUAUGGUUAGAGUCGAGGUAUAUUAUCCACGAUCUGUUUUAUUAUUGGUUAAGUGAAGGCAAACCGAAUGAGGCGUAUUCACAUCUGUCGGUGACAGAAGCUGAAGAUCAGAUUAGACAUUAUACAAAAUUGUUAAAAUCCUCAGGUUUAUAUCCAACUUCGAGUAUUCGACAUCAGUGGUUAUGUUUACUGUCAACAUUUAUACAUCAUGACCAUUUGUUAAACACACUGAUGACAACAAUUGAUAUCUGGUUGAAUGGUCUCCUCGAAGGCCUGUUCAAUCCAGAGAGAACUGUACGCGAAGAGACAUGUUAUCUAUUGGCUUACUUAUUCAUUGAAAGUAGACUGACACAUUUAUUGGUCAAUUAUACCUCGAUCGAUAUCUGCUAUGAUGUUACCCUGACAGUAUUACGCGCCAUUGAAGUCUAUCCAGUGACAUUUAUACACUAUUACAUUCUGUUAACCUUAAUGAUUGAAGGUUGUCCAGUGUUAAGCAUACUACAGGCUAUUCUUGACAAAUGUCCAUAUACAAAGUGUAUCUUGUUACAACAUUAUUGGCCAAGGCUAAUUUAUUAUAUCUUGAAAUUUUGGCCAUUGAAACAAUUCUCAAAUGAUCGGUUGGAAUUAUUUGAAAUCAAUGAAUCAUUGGACAAAGGUUAUCUGAAUCCAAUAUCGAAAAUCAAUUCGAAGUUGGCGCAAAGUGAAUUAGGCAAGCGAUUUCUGUUUAUCACAAAACCAAUGACUGUCUGGUUGCCACAAUGGUUAAGACCAGAUGGUUGA
Messenger RNA from Trichobilharzia szidati, 2163 nucleotides. The record is from the annotation of a GenBank genome assembly. NCBI's taxonomy places the organism in Eukaryota, Metazoa, Platyhelminthes, Trematoda, Strigeidida, Schistosomatidae.